GACAUCAUCACAGCAGGCAGGUCCAUCACACACACACAUUCACCUCUGCGCCUUUAAAUAUCACGCUGUCACUGCAUUGUCUUUGGGAAAGGGGCGUUCUCUCUCGGUGAAGUAACGCGCACAUCAGACGCCUGAAGUUCGCGGAUCUCAUACAGUUCGGCUUUCUCACCCCACACAGACUCGCGGAGGCUGCUGGUGAUUUUGAAAAGCUCUGGACUUGACUUGCAUGGACGAUCGCAAAAUCAGAACACGCGAAUCGGUUUGUCUGUGAUAUCUGCGCAUCAUGAGCGCGCAUGGGAACGCGAGGGUCGAGAUGGAUUUAGCGGAUGAUCAGAUCAAAGUUCUGGAGGAGAACUUCACGAGAGUCAGCAAACAUCCAGACGACGCCACGCUGAUGCUGAUCGCGGCGGAGUGCGGGCUGAGCGAGGAAGAGACGGCGAAAUGGUUCAGGAUGAGAAACGCUCAGUGGAGAAAGGCAGAAGGUCUUCCACCUAACCUGGGAUCAGUGAAGGAUUGAAGGAAAGAAGACCUCAGUUCCUCAUGUUCUCUUUUAAAUGUUCUCUUUCGUCUUCGGUAGUCCAGCUCUCUCUUUUAUUUUCGCUUUCUUCGGGACACUUUCUGAAGAUUGAAGAGCUUAUUUUAUUCUUCUUUGUUUUAUCUAAGUUAUAAUAUUUGGCCGAAAGCAAAGUGUAAAUGUACCAUAUGGUUUACUAACUUAAUCACAUGCACGUAUAUAAAGUAAAUGUAAAAAUCUGUAUAUAAUGACAUAGUCUGUAUACAUCCUGGAUUUGAUUUCAAAUGAAGAAUUAUUAGCUACCAAAACAUGACUUUCUCAUUUGCAUUUUUAUCAGAACCAAACAGAGGAACAUCUCAGGAUGCCACACUUUUAUUUUUAACCCCUCGGGAAAGAUAAACAAACAAACUUGUUUUAUUAUCUCAAGUGUUUCUCUAGAGACCAAUGAGACUUUGGAGAUGUCUCCUGCUUCUCAAGAUUUCUUCCCCAGUCUCUUCUAGAGCUCCUGAAGCCAUCGCAGACAAUACUUAAACAAAAAUACAACCGAGAGCUCAGUUAAAACCUCUGAGCAAGAAUGUUUUCUGGAAGACAUGUUCAGUUUAAAUGUGAAUGAACUGGAUGUAAACUAACAGUCCUGAGGAAACAUUGAGAUGAAAAGAUGCCGAUCAAUGAAGAAGAGGAGAAUACAAUGAUGUUGUGACGGACGCAAGAAAACGGAAUCAAGAGAUGUUCAGGCCAGUAGAAAGGCUCAUGAGUGUUUCAUAAAAUAUUCAAAAUGUUUAAAACACAAGAAAUGAGGAACUGAAGCAGUGUUUGAAAGGUUAGCUUCAGUGAACAUGAGAUUCUGACUGCUAUGUGUGUGUGUUUGUGUGUGUGUGUGUGUGUUUUCUGUGCUGUGGGGUGUGAAAAACUUUCCACACCCACUGUGGAAAAACAAACAUGUUCAUUUGACUACAGCAACAAUGCACUUCUGUGCACACAAACACACGUUUCAGCUCAAGGUUUAACCGCGACGGCCUGAAGACAGUUAAAAUGGUAAUGACAUUGGAAAAUAUAACCGAGAUUCAAUACAUCAGAAAUGUCAUAAAGUUACUUAAAGAAUAAAUAUUCAUUUAUAAAUCAACAUUAAAACUAAAAAUGCAGUAAAGACGUCCGACAAAAGAUCUCCUGCGGUCUCACACAUGAAGAUUUCACCUCACGUCCGAUUUUACGUUAUUACAACUUAUUAUACGCGACUAAUCGAAAAGUAACCGAAACCGACAUUCAGGACCUCUAAUAGAGGUAAUUUUCCCAUUUACUGACACUUAAGUGCUUUACUUUUAGGUGCGUACUCACAAUUACAACAAAACUUUGUUUGUUUGUGUUUUCUUAAGAAAAUGAUGAGGACGCGUUAUCAUCUCUCCGCGCUCCCACAUUUCUGAAACGCGUCACUAAACUGAUCCAAAACUCUGCAAAUACUUAUCACACAAACACGUGUAUGUCUAAAGAAAGCUUAAAAUAUCGACUUUCUAACGAUCCGAUUCAGAUUGAAAUCAAAUGUUUAUGUAAUAUGCAUAGACGAGAUGUACAGUUGAGAAAUAUUCUUCCUCCUGUUUAGUGAUCACAGGACUUUUAGUUAAAAAAUGGCAUAUUGGGUGAAAUAUAGGCCUAGAUAUACUGAAACACGUUUACCUUAUAUUUCUUUAGACAGACUUCAAGUUCAACUCCGUCCGUUUCUUUCAUGCAAGCGCUCUUAUGACUUCAGGAUGUUUCUCCAGUGUCCUAAAGUACACACGAUUUCUCACGGCAGACGUUUUGCUGAUUUGUGUUGCAUUUGUUCUCCUGUCUUCAGAUGCAGCAAAUGCUAAUUUUCAAUAAAUAACCAUGAAUAGUUUGUAUUUCCUUUGAUUUUAAAAUAUUUUUAUUAUAUUAUAAUAAAUUAUUAUAUUAUUAUUAUAAUAUUUUAUUAGGAAAUAUAUAUUUACAGUACAAACCAUGUCACUGAGCUUCAGCAAAAUAACUGAGAAAAAUAAACAAAAACAAAUUAAUAGUUCAAUAAUUGUCAUCGAGACAAUUGUAUUAAUUUUGUUGACAUUUAUUUUAGGACAACCCCCCAUUCAUCUCUUUCUGGCACAAGUAGUAUCAAAAGAAAUAAAAAAGGAGUAAAGUUUCAAAUCCAUUGACAUAAAUGAUGUUAACACAUAAAUCAGACAAUGCAUCAGCAAUUUAGUGUCAUUCCCAGAGUUGUGGUCUUGAAAAAAAAGACCACUACGUCCAGAACCAAGACAUUUCCAAGGCCAAAGACAGUCGAGACAUUUGGUGCGAGACUUAUGAAACUUAGUGUUUAUUUUGGUUAGAUUCAUACAUUUUGUAGUUGAUUAUCAUUUCAUCUUUAAUUUGUGACCAAAAUCUAAAUGAGAAUGGGUUUUGGGGGAAUUUUGUUGCAAAAAUGUAGUACCGUAUGUAACAGCGCUGUUGAAAAAAACAAUAGAAACCCAGUAGAAACAGUCCUUUUGACAUGUGUUUUGGGCAUAAUUCAGGAUUUAACAUCCUACCAAAACAAUCCAUCACAUACCAAUAGUUUCCAUUAAAACCAGUACAGUACCCAUUAUUACUGCGCAGUUUCAUGAUGCCACCUGGGUGGCUAUUGCUCUGAUGGCUUGGGCCCGUCAGCGCUGCUCGCAGCUAUAUUUUUACUGAAUAUUUACACAUUGCACACUGAAGUUUUUGCUGGUUGUUUGGUUGAAGCAAGACUUAAAGAAAAAUUGGUUUACAUUAACCUGGAUUGAUGUCUCAGUUGAGCUGGCCUUCCAGACAAAUCCCAGUAAAUCCAGGAACUCCUUUGGAAAACUAACAUUGACUGAUCUGAAACAGAGUGUUUAAUUGGUUAGAUUCAUUAACUUUUUAAUAUAUUGAUAUUUUUAACAAAAUGUCUUUGUUGCGUCAAAAUUACUUUUUGCAAGAGUCGAUAGCCUAGUGGCGCGGUUGAGCACAAGGUGACCCGAGUUCGAUUCCCAUCUUGUGGUCCUUCCCCGAACCCAGAGGUUGCAUCUGUGAUGGCUUAUUACUCGGUGUACAUGUCGUUAUUGUACUUUGUUAAAUGAAUAGAUUAAAUCUAUUGUAAGUAUUUUAUAUAAAAGACAAUGCAUAAGGUUACUGAAAAUUCCUUUAUGAAGAAAGAAAAACUGCCUGUGGAAAUCACUUCCACUAUUUCCCCCCUACUUGAGGUUUCUGAAUUAUUAUUCCUUUCUGUUUGAUUGAGAGUUUUAUUGAUAACAGAGAUAGCGAUUGGACAGAAGUCAGUUCAAACUAAAAAAUGAAAUUUAACAAGGUAGCUUAGAUGUAGUAAGCUACAUUUGACACAUUUUAUCUUAAUUUCCCAGGAUGAUGGAAUCGGUGUAGUGAAGCUUCAUUUAAUGUAACUUUUAUCUUAGCUCACAACAUUUUCCAAGUAGCUUGCCCAACACUGGCCUCCCGUUAUAGAUUACAACUUCCCCGUCUCUAUCUAUUUUUAAGUUUACUCUAAAGACCGAUUUAUUUUCUCUGACAUUUAAUAAUCCCUGGUUUACUGUUUGAGGAUUAAGCUUUUUAGGAAACCUUUGCCUAUGUUAUAGCUAGUGUUUUAUUGAGUUUUAAUGUGUUUUCAUAGAUUUAAAUUUUGUGUUGUGUGUUUUAAAACUUUGAUCAUCGUCUUUUUGUGAAGCACUUAGGUCACCACGGGUGCUUUUAAUUUGUGCUAUAUAAAUAAACUUUGUAUUGUUAAAAAAUUAA
Molecule: messenger RNA, 4264 nt
Organism: Triplophysa dalaica
Lineage: Eukaryota; Metazoa; Chordata; Actinopteri; Cypriniformes; Nemacheilidae
Gene: hopx
Product: HOP homeobox
Exons: 2
Coding region: 284-517 (77 amino acids)
Biological process (GO): cell differentiation; regulation of transcription by RNA polymerase II
Cellular component (GO): nucleus
Molecular function (GO): DNA binding
Source: RefSeq, a predicted model, not a curated record